Messenger RNA from Dicrocoelium dendriticum, 1095 nucleotides. NCBI's taxonomy places the organism in Eukaryota, Metazoa, Platyhelminthes, Trematoda, Plagiorchiida, Dicrocoeliidae. The record is from the annotation of a GenBank genome assembly.
AUGGAUUGGAAGGCCAGUUUUGUCAGUAUACGUUACUGGAUCCGGAAAUUGUUGCUUCAGCAUAAGAAGGGGGGGGGGGGGGGGGGGGGGGGGGGGGGAAAAAAAAAAAAAUCUUGGGGGGGGGGGGUGGGGAUUCUUUUUUCUUCUUUUUUGGGGAACAAAAAAGGGGGGGGGGGGGGCCCGGGGGGGGGGGGGGGGGGGGGGGGGGGGGGGGAAAAAAAAAAAAAGACCCGGUUUUUUUUUUUUUUUUUUCCCCCAAAGGACUUUUUUUUAAAAAAAAGGGGGGGGGGGGGGUUAUUUUUGUUUUUCCCCCAAUUAAAAAAGGAAAAAACCCAGGGGGCGAAAUUUUUUUUUUUUUUUUUUUUCUUGUUUUUAAAAAAAAAAAAAACCCCCUUGGGGGGGGGGGGGGGGGGGGGGGGGGAAAGGGGGGGGGGGGUUGGGCAAAAACCAAAAAAUAAAAAACCCCCCCCCCAAAUUUACGGUUGGGGGGGGGCUUUUUUUGGGGGGGGGGGGGGGGGGGGGAAAAAAAAAAAAAAUAUAAAAAAAAAAAAAAAAAAAAAAAGAACGGGGGAAAAGGGGAGGGGGUCACCCUUUUUUUCAAAAAAAAACGGGGUGGGGGGGGGGGGGAUGAAUAAAUCAAAAAAAUUGGGGGGGGGGGGGGGGGGGGAAAGGAAAAAAGGGGGGGGGGGGGGGGGUGGAAAAAAGGGCCCCCCCCCUCCCCUUGCCCCAAAAGGGGGGGGGGGGUGGGGUGUUUUUUUUUUUUUGUUCCCCCCCCCAAAAGGGUUUUUUUUUUUCCCAACAAAGGGGUGUUUUUGUUUUUUUUUUAAAAAAAAAAAAAAAAAAAAAAAAAAAAAAAACCUAUUUUUUUUUUUGUUUUUGGGGGGGGAUUUUUUUUGUUUUUUUUUUUUAUUUUUUUUUUUUUUUUUUUUAAUUUUGGGGGGGGGGGGGGGGGGGGGGGGGGGGGGGGGGGCGGGGGGGGGGGGGGGGGGGGGUUCUUUUUGGGGGGGGGGGGGGGGGGGGGGUCUGCGAGUAUCUUAUGGCCUGGAGAUUUUCCUUACUGUGGCGAAUGCCGCUGCGUUAACUCAUGUGCACUAG